UCAAACAGUGUAAACAGUCAACAUGACGCUGGCCGUCAGAGUUGUCUUCUAUCUGUUCUGCGCAGUGACCGCAGCAGCUCAGGAGUUUAACUGGAACGUGUUUGGAGACCAGAAACCAGACCGGCCUGCAGUCCAGGAACCAGCAGCUGUUCUCCAGGAGAAGCAGUCUCUCCAUGAACCGUUGUCUUGGAGGUAUCCGGACCCACCGGCCGAGGAGGAGCCUCAGUUCCCUCCGGACUUUGAGCUGAAGGCUCCGACAGCAGCCGACAGCGUGAGCGCCGUCUGCGGGGAAAACUCAGUCAGGGUGGAGGCCAAGAAAGACCUGCUGGGGAUCGGCAAACCCGUCCGGGCUGAGGACGUCACGCUGGGAGGAUGUCCUGCCUCAGGGGAAGAUCAGGAGGCUCAGGUCCUGGUGUUUGAGUCGGAGCUGCACGGAUGUGGCAGCGAGCUGCUGAUGUCUGAGGACUCGUUUGUCUACGUCUUCACGCUGCUCUACACGCCCAGUCCUCUAGGAGACAGUCCCAUCGUCCGAACCAGAGACGUCACCGUCAACAUCCAAUGUCACUACCAGAGGAAGCAUGACGUGAGCUCCGGGCUGCUGAAGCCGACCUGGACUCCGUUCAGUGACGUCAAAGCUACAGAGGAAAAUCUCUACUUCUCCCUCAGACUCAUGACUGAUGAUUGGCAGUUCCCUCGUCCAUCCACUCAGUUCCUGCUGGGAGACAUGAUGAAGUUUGAAGUGUCGGUCAAACAGUUUCACCACACUCCUCUCAGAGUGACGGUGGACAGCUGCGUGGCCACCAUAGUCCCAAACAUCGACACAGUCCCACGAUACUCCUUCCUGGGCAACAAUGGGUGUCUGUUUGACAGCCAGCUUACAGGCUCCAGCUCUAAGUUCCUGCCUCGGUCUCAGGACGACAGACUGCAGUUUGAGUUGGAGGCGUUCAGGUUCCAGCAAGACGACAGCGGCUUGAUCUACAUCACCUGCAAUCUGAGAGCGACUGCAGCUGCUGCAGCUGUCGAUUCCGCCAACAAAGCUUGCUCCUUCUCUAACGGGUGGAGCGAGGCCAGCGGCAGCCAUCACGCCUGUUCCUGCUGCGAUACAGACUGUGGGACAGGAAGUCAGCUGACAGGUUCUCAGUGGGAACAAGAAACAGCAGUUGGACCAAUCAUAGUGAAGGAGAGACCUUUACGCUGAAGAAAGACCAAAUAAAAAGAAAUGAACUGAA
Messenger RNA from Thunnus maccoyii (southern bluefin tuna), 1229 nucleotides. RefSeq names its product zona pellucida sperm-binding protein 3-like. Gene Ontology annotation, biological process: egg coat formation; positive regulation of acrosome reaction; binding of sperm to zona pellucida. The transcript has 9 exons. Lineage: Eukaryota; Metazoa; Chordata; Actinopteri; Scombriformes; Scombridae. The record is from RefSeq and is a predicted model, not a curated record. Gene Ontology annotation, cellular component: extracellular matrix. Gene Ontology annotation, molecular function: acrosin binding. The coding region runs from base 23 to 1198 and encodes 391 amino acids.